Messenger RNA from Carya illinoinensis, 549 nucleotides. RefSeq names its product secreted RxLR effector protein 161-like. Lineage: Eukaryota; Viridiplantae; Streptophyta; Magnoliopsida; Fagales; Juglandaceae. The record is from RefSeq and is a predicted model, not a curated record. The transcript has 4 exons. Bases 1 to 549 code for a protein of 182 amino acids.
AUGCAUUCUUUUUCUCCUGGGAAAGCACCUAUUGUAAAAGGUGAUAAGUUUUCUAAGUCUCAAUGCCCUCAGGAUGAUAAUGAGAGGACUCAAAUGCAAAUGGUUCCCUAUUCAUCAGUUGUGGAUAGUUUGAUGUAUGCUCAAGUAUGUACACAACCUGAUAUUGCUUAUGUUGUUGGUAGAUAUUUGAGUGAUCCUGGUUUGGCUCAUUGGAAAGCUACAAAGAAAGUACUUAGGUACUUGCAAGGCACUAAAGAUCUAGUGCUCACAUAUUGGCGAUCUGACAUUCUUGAUAUAGUUGGAUAUUCUAAUGCCAAUUUUGCAGGUUGUUUAGAUGAUAGGAAAUCCACUUCUAGUUGUGUUUUUAUGAUGGCAGAAGGAGAUGUUUCUUGGAAAAGUGUCAAACAGGCACUUGCAGCUUCCUCUACAAUGGAGGCAGAGAACUCUAAAACUCAAUGGAAAAUCCAUCACAAGUAUUUGGAGAUUCUUAUUGCAAGCAGAGAUGCAAAUUCCUCCAUCUCAAAGUUGAAUAAGAAAAGACUACAGUGA